This is a messenger RNA of Gamsiella multidivaricata, 2231 nucleotides long. RefSeq lists its product as uncharacterized. Bases 76 to 2067 code for a protein of 663 amino acids. Lineage: Eukaryota; Fungi; Mortierellomycota; Mortierellomycetes; Mortierellales; Mortierellaceae. The record is from RefSeq and is a predicted model, not a curated record. The transcript has 3 exons.
CAGCAUUUGAAAACGCUGCGCCGGAGCCCUGGCUGCAGCUCAGCACUCCCCCCCUCCCCUCAUUCUUCCUGCACCAUGGUUGUUCCCAGGAAGCAUCGCACAAUUGUCGAAAACACCUACCCCUGUGGAAUCUGCAAGAAACAGCCUUACAAGUACAUUUGUCCAAGAUGCAACCUUCGCUAUUGCUCAUUAACCUGCUAUAAAGAUCAAGCUCAUGUGCAAUGUACCGAGUCGUUCUAUCGGUCCUCGGUGAUGGAAGAGAUGAAGUCCAAUCCUGAAGUUGCGGCCGAGGGUCGAAAAAAGAUGCUGGGGAUCCUGGAUCGGUUCGAGAAGGAGGCCAUUGAUCAGGAACGGAUGAUGGAUAUGUCCGAAGAGGACAUUUUACGGCAGAUACAAGGGCAGCAACAGCAACAGCAACAGCGUCAGCAUGGACCACCAGAAAAGUUGGGAACAGCAUAUAAGAGCGACGGGCGUGAUUCAGAAACACCAGGAGCUGUGCGGACGAAACUCACGCCCAAGGAACGAAGCGAUUUAAUCCGGAAGGCGAUUGAGGAGGAACAGAAGGAGGCCAAUAUCGACCUUGCGGGGGAUGAUGGAAGCACGCAGUCGAUUGAUCCAGAGCAGCGCGAAGAGAUGGAGCGGAUGCUGGAGCAGGAACAUCAGGACAUGAUGAAGCGGUUUCAGGACGUGGAUCUGGACAAGGAGUCGUUCGACAGUAUAUGGGCACGACUCACUCCGGAGGAGCAACAGGAAUUCCGAGAGAAAUUCAUGAUAUCGACUCGAAUGGACGACGACGAUGCUUUGGAGGAAAGCGCAGGGGCCAGUGUGGCCGACGCCAGUGAUGCUGAGGCGGACGACCAUGAAGAGGAACUGGAAGCGAAAAGGCUCCUGCAAGAGAUGGGCGACACUUUGAAGCGUGGUGGCGCCAACAGCGGCAAGGCAGCCAAUCCCAUGAUGGCAGAUCUCGAUACAGAGGAUUUACGUGCAAUUCGAGACGCCGAGAUCUCGGAGUUGAUCCCCAUCUGGAGGCCGUGGUGGGAAGUGGAGGCAGAGGAAGCAGGCCAUCUGAAGAAGGUGGUUGUCUCCGAAGUUGCGAAUAAGGAGGAAUUGGAUCGCUUGAACGCUGCAUCCAUUAGCACGGCGGCACCGCAGGCUGGGCCAGAGACCUCAAGCAGUAUACCCGAACAGAUCGCAGAGUCUGUCUCACCAUCCGGCAAGGUUCUGGAGAGAUUCGUGUUGGAUGAAGAAGCUAUGCUGCAGCCGCUUCAAGCGCUUGUUCAGGAUGUUGAGAAAAUCAGAAAAGAACAGGAGAGGAUUCGGCAGGGUACAGACGCUGUCGUUCCAAUGGUUAGAGCCCCUCAUCCGUCCAUGAUCUACCAUGUGUGCGCACUCUUAUUUGCAUACGUCGCCACAUGUCGCGUCCUGAACGGAGACCUGAUAGAAGAACCCGAGCAGACCCUGGCAUACAUUUUCGAUCUGUGCCCGUUUUUCUCUCCACCGGGACCUGCUCCUGCGUCGAUCCCAUCAACAUCUUCGACCGCAAACGUACGACAGAUUGCUGAGGUGGAUGACUUUGAAACAACUCUUGCAGUCCUUCAAGCGAGUAGUCUGAAUUCGAAGCUAUGGAAGGGUGACACUCUGCGACUCGAGAUGCUAUCGCUCUUACUCCGCGACCUGACCCUGAUCCUUGCUCGACCAUCGCGGUGUCUUUGUUGUAUUCGACAACUCAAGGAUGUCUUUUCGACUUGUAUGACAGCCUCAGGAAAAGGCCCGUCGAAACGGCAGCGACUCUACGAGAAAUCAACACUGCAUCGACUGUUCAAGAAACUGGAGUUUUAUGAAUCCUACUUGUUGUCGGAGGAGUGGAUGCUGAGAUCAGACCGGCUGGAUCGGGUCAGGACAGAGGUUGUUGUGACAGGGAUCCGUGUCCGUCAAGAGAUGGUGGGGUGGACUCAGGACAUUGAAAAGGCGUCGAGAGCUCAGGGGCCAGGCAGUGAUACGGUAGAGUCGAAGGCAAAAAAAGGAGCAGAUACCCCACAGCGCGUGCUGAUCGAAGAACUAUCAUAAUUGUGAUCAUAGUGGCACAUUUCGUUUUAUAACGGUGUCUUCUCCCCCGCAUAUCGGAAAGUUUGCGCUCCUCGUUUACAGUAGAUUAGACUAUUUAUAUUUAGGAGGAAGAGGAAGCGCGACAUCUCCGUGGAAUGUAAAAAAAAAAAAAGAUUUCAAAUCCC